This is a messenger RNA of Fragaria vesca subsp. vesca, 2567 nucleotides long. RefSeq lists its product as uncharacterized. Gene Ontology annotation, biological process: regulation of autophagy. Gene Ontology annotation, cellular component: Mon1-Ccz1 complex; lysosomal membrane; late endosome membrane. Lineage: Eukaryota; Viridiplantae; Streptophyta; Magnoliopsida; Rosales; Rosaceae. Gene Ontology annotation, molecular function: protein binding. The coding region runs from base 188 to 2404 and encodes 738 amino acids. The record is from RefSeq and is a predicted model, not a curated record. The transcript has 11 exons.
ACUCAAAUAAGUUUUCAUGUAUGUAUUCACUUCCAUACUGUACAUUAAAAUAUUGCUAGAUUUAAUGACCCUGAAUUGGGAUUAUCUGCAGAAGUACUUGUGUAUGAGCUGGGUUUUAGGAUUAUUUGCUGCAUGACUUGCGAAAUCUCCUGUUACCAUUCAAAAGUCUAAAAUAUCGAUUAACACAAUGUCUGGAAAAGCAUCAAGUUCACAGCCUAGUAGUGGUUUGAGUGGGUCUGGUGCUCUAUCACAUGUUUAUAUUCCAUAUCUUCCUCUACGAUGCAAUGUACCUGGAUCUAGGGGAUUAUUUUAUGAUGAUGGAAAUAAGUUGCUGCUAUCCCCAACAUCAGAUCAGGUCUUCUGUUGGAAAACUGUUCCUUUUGAUCCUAUGGUUGCUCCUACCUCUGAUUCACUUACUGAAGGGCCCAUCGUAUCUAUUCGAUAUUCCUUAGACUUGAAGUUUAUAGCUGUCCAAAGAUCUGAUCAAGAGAUACAAUUUUGGGAUAGAGGAAGUGGAGAAACAUUUAGUCAGAGGUGCAAGUCUGAGUCAGAGAGUAUACUGGGGUUCUUUUGGACAGACUGUCCAUUGUGUGAUAUUGUUUUUGUUAAGACCAGUGGGCUGGACUUAUUUACUUACAAUUCGGAUUCAAAGUCACUUCAAUUGGUCGAGACAAGAAAAUUGAAUGUCAGUUGGUAUGUUUAUACACAUGAAAGUCGCUUGGUUCUUCUUGCUUCUGGAAUGCAGUGCAAAACCUUUACUGGUUUUCAGCUUUCGUCUGCAGGGAUUAUUCGUUUGCCAAAGUUUGAGAUGGCAAUGGCUAAAUCCGAGGCUAACAAUAAGCCAGUCCUAGCUGCUGAAGAUAUUUUCAUCGUCACUGUCUAUGGUAGAAUAUAUUGCCUGCAAGUUGAUAGGAUUGCAAUGCUCCUCCAUUGUUAUAGGUUUUACCGCGAUGUGGUGGUACAACAGGGUUCUUUGCGUAUUUAUUCAACCAGGGUUGCUGUGAGUGUGGUUGAUAAUGUACUACUUGUACAUCAAGUUGAUGCGAAGGUUGUUAUACUGUAUGAUAUAUAUGCUGAAUCUCGAGCACCCAUAUCUGCACCACUUCCUCUACUGUUUCGGGGUUUCCCAAGGUCCAAUUCUUCUUCGCUGCGAUCAAAUAGGGAAGAUAAUGAAAGUUCAGAAGUGAAUGUUAUUAGUGAUCAUGAAGCAAUCAUCUAUGGAGAUGACUGGACAUUUCUCAUUCCUGACCUCAUAUUUUCUGUUACUAAUAAAAUCUUGUGGAAGAUCCAUUUGGAUCUUGAGGCAAUUUCUGCCAGUAGCUCAGAAGUACCAUCAGUUCUAGAGUUCUUGCAGCGGCGAAAGUUGGAGGCCAAUAAGGCUAAGCAGUUGUGCUUGUCAAUAGCACGGACUGUUAUUCUAGAACGGAGACCUGUGGCCACAGUUGCUAGGGCAAUAGAUGUUUUGGUUACCUCUUAUUCUCACUGUAGUAAGACAGGAAAUUACUUCAAGGGAACCAAAGCUGGAAAAACAUUACCUUCUGGAGUGCCCAUCACAACUGGUCCUAAUUUAAGUGCUGAUGCAUCUGCCAGUAGAGUAGAUGCAAUGGGAAAAAACAUCAAGUAUGAAUCUUGUGCUGGAGUGGACAGUGAAUCGCCUAAUAGAUUUUUAACCUUUUCAAAUUCGGACUCUGAGGAGGAUGGUAGCUUUCAAUUCUUUGAUAGUAAAAUAGACAGAGGGAAGUUGACCGUUGCUGAAACUUCUGUAUCUGAAGUUCGGUCUUCACUGAAUGUUAAUCUUUCUGAGCAGCAAGAGUCUCAACUUACAUCUCCAGCAAUUUCACCUGACGAAAUGUACAGUUUUGUGUUUUCUCCUGUAGAGGAAGAGAUGGUUGGAGAACCUUCUUACUUGGUUGCUAUCAUUGUUGAGUUUCUUCGCAGUGCUAAUUUGGAAAAGGUUGAAGUACGUUCUAAUAUCUAUGUCCUCACCAUCCAAUUGCUAGCGCGCAGUGAGCGAUAUGCAGAACUUGGGCUGUUUGUCUUAAACAAGAUUCUUGAACCUUCUAAAGAAGUAGCAAUGCAACUACUAGAGUCUGGCCGUCAGAAUUCCCGGACAAGGAAGUUGGGUUUGGAUAUGCUGAGGCAGCUCUCUUUACAUGAGGACUACGUACUGAUGCUAGUGCAAGAAGGAUAUUACCUUGAAGCGUUACGCUAUGCACGGAAGUACAAGGUCAAUACCGUCAGAGCUUCACUGUUUCUUGAGGCAGCAUUUACCUCCAACGAUUCACAAAAUUUAGCUGCAGUCCUUAGGUUUUUCACAGACUUCAUUCCUGGCUUCAGAGACACAUCGGAUCAUAUUACUUACUACCGCAUUCUGACUGAGAUGAACUCAUCCAUUGCUGCUUGAAGUUUCUCAUAACAAGAUGGUUAGGACAGUAAAAUUGUAUCAGGUAAAAGUUACUAAAUAAGGUGUCCGAAAUUAAACGACAAUUGUGAAAAGGAAUUUGCUUCUUUUUUUGCUCUUCUUUCCAUAACACAAUAAAAGGGAAUACAGGAGCAUGCUUUUGAUU